GCAGCAAUUCAUACACAAUUGAUCGUCCCCGUCCAUAUAACCGCUGAAAAAAAGGAAAAAAAAUGGCCGAUGACGACGACCGCGUUGACAUUUCCAACGAGACGCUUGCCUCUUUGGUGGGUCGACCGAUGAGCUCGUCGGGCAAUCGGAUUCGAGCCACCCCAUCCAGACGGCGGCUGGUUUCUGCGCCGACGAACCCGAGGUGGUCACCAUCCGCAGACGAUCGGCGUCUUUUUUCAUAUGUCUCGUCGAUGCGGUCGGAUAGUAACAGUAGCAGCAAGUCACCAUCUCCACCGUCGGCCAAAAUGUCUAAAAGGCCGAAUGGCCCGUACUCUGUUAGAAAAUAUCAGCCCCGCGGAUCCCCACCCAGUGACGGCAGCGACAAAAUUCACAGAUUCGGAGAGAGCCCAACGCCCGGUGGUGUCGGUGGUGUAUUUGGCACAGAGCUUGACGACCUGAUCAUUGAUGAGCUCAUGGGCAUGGAAGAUGAUCAGCGAAUGCGUCCAGGAGCGACACGACCGAUGACGAUUGGUGGAGAAAAAACCAUGUCGAUGGCAAGACCGAUUCCAGGCGCCAGCUCCCGGGCUGGCUCAGGACACUCUGGAAGCCCGAUCACAAUUCCAAACGCAAUGUCGAACAAUUUCAGACAGGUCGUCUCAAGUUCGGCGCCGACGAGUUCGAUCGACAUUGAGAAGAUGAUUGGCGCCGUGUCGAACGGCGGUGGGAAUAGUGGCGGUGAUAAUGAUCCGGAGGACUAUUACCGCGACCGCAGGAAGAAGGACAUUCACAAUAUGAUUGAACGCCGACGAAGAUAUAAUAUAAAUGACAGGAUUAAGGAGCUCGGACAAAUGUUGCCGAAGAACACAUCAGAAGACAUGAAACUCAACAAAGGAACAAUUCUAAAAGCCUCGUGUGACUACAUCCGAGUGCUCCAAAAAGAUCGCGAGCAAGCGAUGAAAACCCAACAGCAGCAGAAAUCGCUGGAAUCGACGGCUCACAAGUACGCCGACCGGGUGAAAGAGCUCGAGGAGAUGCUCGCCAGGCAGGGAGUGCAGGUCCCGCCAUCGCAUCUUCCACCGAUCCCGAAAGUGAUCGAGCGACCGAUUAAGCAGGAAAUCGACGAGUCGCCACCAAAUCACACGCCGACCGGAUCGUUUGUGUCCUCAUCCGGCUUCCUAUCCGAGGUGACAAACAACACCGCCGCCAUGCAGAUCACAUCGCCGAACGACUCGCGCCCGAACAACUUCAUGAACAACUCGGCGCCGUCGGACAGCUUCUUCUCGGUCGGAUCGGCUAGCCCGCCAGAUUAUAGUGAGCCAAUCUCUCAAUCAUUUCAUGCACGUGGUUUUCUUCUGGAGCCAAUUUGUGAAUUCUAGGGACGAGCAGCGGCACCGCGUCGUGGAAGCUGCCCGGAUCGAACGCCUUCUCCGACCUCAUGAUGGACGAUCUCAACCCAAUGAUGAACGGCGAUCCACUCAUCUCAUCGGCCGGCGCUCAUCCAUCACCACACUUCCACAGCUCACAAAUGUCACCAGACAUUCAUUGGGACGCCUCUGGCUUCUCCCCAGACCCGAUCAACACCCAACAGUCAAACUCGGGUCAUUAUCACAUGGACUUUUCGUAAACUCUCUGCACCUGCGCCGCCGUUCCUGUACAUACAUUUGCCCGUUCCCAAGUGUUUUUUUUUCAAAUUUCGAUUCGUCAUACUCAUAUUCUAUCAAUCCAAUUGUGAUCCCACCACGCAUCGCGUUCUGUCACCUCAAUCCUUUUCUUAAUUGUUCUUUUGCCCCCCAACCAACAAGACUGGUCCGUUCUAGAAGCUCAGGGAGUAGAGCACACCAACAAGGGACACGACCCCCCUGCGGCGUCUAGAUGUCUCCACUCAAUUCGAUUCUUCUUCUUUUCUUUUUUUUCUGUUUGUGUAUAAAAUCUGAUUUUUUUUCCUAUUUUUCCCUCAAAACUGUACAUUUCGCCCCCACAACACUAUAGGCAUCACAAGUUUAUUUUGUUCUCCACCCCCCCGCGUACCCCCAUUAAUUUGCCCCCAUACGGUUUUUUCACUGCAAAUUUGUAGAACCAGUCCGCAGUUUUUUCCCGUUUUGAGCCAGAAUCGCAGGUUAUUCCUCCCGGAAACCUCGACAUUUUCUCCCGAUCCUCUUCGUCUUCGUCUCCCAACUUCUUUUCUAAGAUUCCCAUUUUCCCUCAAGUUUUUCCCCCCAGUUUAUUCAGCGCGUAACAAAACAAAACAAUGUGUGUCGGCGGGUAUUUUUUUCAAAAAAGAAACAUUCAAAAAAUCCCCCAAAAAAUAAAUGAUGUUCCCUGUUUCUAGGCCCCCCUCUGAUUCGAUUCGACUCCCCACAACCUUUUGCUACAACUGAAAAAUUUCACUUUAAUUUACUCUCUCCAGAUUUUUUGGUUUUCCGAUCCUCUCCUCCAGACACCCAUAGGCGCUUAUAUAUAUUUGAUUCGACAACCAAUUCUGUAAUUUAUGUACAUAUAUGACAAUGAUUCCAAAAACACCCAACAAAAAACAUUGUUUUUUUCAUUAUUUUCCUAUUGCGUUUUAAUGAAAAUAUUGUGCUG
Caenorhabditis elegans is the source of this 2583-nucleotide messenger RNA. RefSeq names its product Helix-loop-helix protein 30 (gene hlh-30). Lineage: Eukaryota; Metazoa; Nematoda; Chromadorea; Rhabditida; Rhabditidae. The transcript has 9 exons. The record is from RefSeq and is marked reviewed. Bases 63 to 1376 code for a protein of 437 amino acids. Gene Ontology annotation, cellular component: cytoplasm; nucleus. Gene Ontology annotation, molecular function: protein dimerization activity.